UGUCGCGUGCUUCCGUCCGCACCUUGAGCUCCGGAGGUGAGGGCGCGCGCAGCCGGAGACGCCUUCAGGUACAGCAGCACAUUGUUUCUCAACUCGACGCGCAUCUGGAUUUACUAUCAACGAGUGACUUCAACUAGAAGAGAGGAGAGCAGGGACCCACCAGCCGUGCAGCGAAGGCCUCAGAGACUCUUCACCUGUCCGGCCAAUGGCAUGCCGAUCUCCAGCCCGGCGGAGAGGGCGAGUCUGAGUGACGCGCCGGACCGUCGCCUCUGCUUCCCGCCAAGAGCUCUUCUCUGAUCCCACAUCCAGCCGACGCUUCUCAACAUGGACACCCUGACGGACGACACGGAGGGAUGCUACUACAACCGCACCGUCAAAUUCUUCUAUGAGAAGAGCGGCAAGAACAUCAGCAUGUACUGGCGCAGCCGCGACUACGUGAUCGUCACUCUGGGCAUGACGGUCUGCUUCAUCGUCAUCUUUUCCAACCUGUUGGUCAUGGGCGCCAUUAUAAAGAACCGACGCUUUCACUACCCCAUCUACUACCUGCUGGGUAACCUGGCUGUGGCAGACCUCUUCUCAGGUGUGUCCUACCUCCACCUGAUGUUUCACACCGGGCCUUGGACCAUAAAACUCACGAAGUACCGCUGGUUUGUGCGACAGGGACUGAUCGACACCAGCCUCACCGCCUCGGUCCUCAACCUCCUGGCUGUGGCGGUGGAGCGCCACCAGACCAUCUUCAACAUGCAGCUGCACAGUAAGAUGAGCACCCGGCGAGUCUUCGUCAUCAUCGUCUUCAUCUGGCUCGUGGCCAUAAUCAUGGGUCUGGUUCCCACCAUGGGCUGGCACUGCCUAUGCAACCUGGACAACUGCUCCACCAUGGCGCCGAUGUACAGCCGCAGCUACCUGGUGUUCUGGGCCGUCCUCAACCUGCUCACCUUCUCCAUCAUGGUGGCCGUCUACACCCGGAUCUUCGUGUACGUGCGGCACAAGAGCAAGCAGAUGUCUCAGCACACCACGCAGAUGAGACACCGCGAGACAGUGUUCAACCUGAUGAAGACCGUCUCCAUGAUCCUGGGCUGCUUCGUGAUCUGCUGGACGCCCGGCCUGGUGGUGCUGCUGCUGGACGGGCUGGGCUGCGACAAGUGUAAGGUGCUGCGCUACGAGAAGUACUCCCUGGUGCUGGCCGAGUGCAACUCCCUCGUCAACCCCAUCAUCUACUCCUUCAGGGACAAAGACAUGAGGAGGACCUUCAAGGAGAUCCUGUGCUUCCUGUGCCGGCGAGGCAGCAACCACACGAGCGUCUCUGGAGUUCACUUUAACACGCUGGAGCACGAGGUACUGUCCGAGAGCAACGGGGCCGACGGCAGCGUUCAGAACAAGCACGCGCCUGAACGCACCGCGACCGUAGACAGAUGACUCUGUUUACCUGCCCCCCCCACGCUGUUUCUACCACAAACAUCCUAAAAAUUGCGUUUCAGUGCGGCUCGUUCAUUUCGUUAUAAUAUUUGAAAAUAAAUCAAAUCGGAUUAAACUAUAAAAACACUUUUUAACGUUUUGCUUUCCUUAAAGCAGCUUUAAUGGAUAUUUUCACAAUAAAAGCGACGUGUUGCUGACAGAGUCUUUAACGUCUCUGCUCUUUGUUUAUCUGUCCGCCCCACGACCCGGGACUUUUAGUCUCAGGAACUACUUUCCAAGGAACUGAAAGGCAAAUCCAUCGUGGUCUUAAGACCCAAGAAGAUUCGGCAAAUGAGUGAACUGGAUGAACUGAAUCUAAAUUGUAACUUUCUCACAUUAAACCUAAAUAAAGCUUUUAGUUCGGCUCAAAAUGUCGACGUUAAGACCUGUCGUCGCUCUUCUUCUUGAACAGCUUCACUUUCACCACGUGGCCAGAAGCUCGAUAGCGUCGCUCCGUCGCUGCCUCCACGAUCCUCUUUAAACUGCAGCUGAUCCACAGAUUCAUCAGCAACGUGUUUUGUGUAUGAAAGUCUCACGCAGCUGAACUGUGAAGUUCACUUGAAGCUGUUUGUGCUGCUUUAAUCAUCUGCUGCUGUGUUCACGAGUAACUGUUGAAUAUAAACGCUGCAGCCACAUGUAACAUGUUUCUAUAAGCACGUUAGAAGAAGCCACGCACUGCACAGGACUUAAUGAACAAAGAGCUCAUGAUGUAACACAACAUACUGCACUUAUUACCACAGCAAUAUGUUAUACUUAUAAUAUUGUUGUAUUCAUAUUUUAUUGGAUAAAACUCCGUAUUUCUUCCUCAAAGUAUAAAGUUACUUUAUUAUUAUUAUUUAUUAUAAGAGAGUACAACUAUUUGGUUUUGGCUCCUCGACGUUGCAGCAAUGUGAGCAAUAAAAAGACAUUAAAUUAAUAAUAUGCAAUAUAAUACAUUAAUAAUAUAAAUAAUUUUCAACUGGUUUCUGUCAGGAAGUUUCAGAGUUCAUCUAACAUCUGUUUUAUAUUGAAAACGUCUUCAAACAUCUGGAUUUAUUCAAGUUUCUCACCAAAAACUACAUUUUACAAGAUUACUUUGAACACAUCAUGAUAACGUUAUAAUUUACCUUCAACCAGUACUCAUUUUUACUGAAUGACGCUUGAACACACCAUAAUGUAACGCUAUGGGACCUCCAUUCACCGGCUGCUAACAGCUAACUGCUAACAUUAGCUAGCUCUGCUGCGGUUGAGUUGUUCAGUGGAAACACGCGAAGCUGUUAGUAACAAACUGCAGGUGAACAUGUUUUACGUUUCGUUGAGUUAUUAAAUAAUGCUUGUUACGGGGCUUUCUGACAGAAAGACUUGUGACGGCGUCACAGCUCGUUUCUGAUUGGCUGUUUCGUCUGUUGCCUUUGACACUUUCUGUAAUCUGUGAGCGUGCAAAUAAUCUCAACACGUCCCAUGAUGCACUCUGAUUUUAGACACGAAUCAGUUUCCAAGAGGCAAACUUUCAAAACUUCAAAUACAAACUCUGUAAACAGUUUCUGUGUUUGGAAGUGUGCGUGUGCGUGUGUGCAGUCUUAAAGGGGUCCAGAUGUGUGCUGGUGGUUUCACUGCGUCAGGCUCGUCGCCACAUUUCCUCUGACUUGUUUCUCUGGUGUGUGUGUAUGUUGGAGACAUGUGCUCUGUCACGCACACACACACACACACACACACACACACACACACACACACACACACACACACACAGCCUGCUCCAACAGGAAGUGUGUGUGUGUGUUGAUUCACUGAAACUUUGUUUUGCAUAUUGUUUCUGGCUGACAUCACGCUGUGAGCUGCUGAAGUUCUGAUCCUCGAGUCUUAAAGGAACUAUAAGUCUCACUCAGCCGAGCCGGCCGACGGAAACAACGGGACGCCUCUCGUCCGCAGCGACGCCGAAGGCGCCCCCCCCUCCUCUGAAACCUGAAGUCGAUAAACUUCAACCUGGAGGAGGAAGCAGCUGCACGACUUCCUGCUGACGGUGUGCAGGAGAAGAAGUAUUCUCAUUGUUCCUUAAAGCAGAAAUGAGGUGUCUAUUAUUUUGUCCACCCCAUUCAUAUCUACGAGGACGACAAAACAAACACAGCAACUGCAUCCUGCCAAAUAAUGCACCAUCGUGCCCGAGUCUCAUGGAUGUGAAUAAAUCGAGAGCAGAAAGCUUCGGGUUGUGCAGAAUGUGACACAGCAUCAACAUGAAUGUUUAUAAUAAACGAUUAAAACCUGACGGACGACGUCAAUGGAACAUUUCA
Messenger RNA from Cottoperca gobio, 3722 nucleotides. RefSeq names its product lysophosphatidic acid receptor 2-like. Bases 325 to 1416 code for a protein of 363 amino acids. Lineage: Eukaryota; Metazoa; Chordata; Actinopteri; Perciformes; Bovichtidae. Gene Ontology annotation, cellular component: membrane. The transcript has 6 exons. Gene Ontology annotation, molecular function: lysophosphatidic acid receptor activity. The record is from RefSeq and is a predicted model, not a curated record. Gene Ontology annotation, biological process: G protein-coupled receptor signaling pathway.